UUCCUUCUCCCCUUCCUUUCCGCAGGAGGCUCACUUGUGACGGAGACGAGAAAGAGCGACCAAGGGAAGCAGAAAGAGAGGCGAAAGAGCGAAGGAGAGAAACACAAGGAAAGGGAAAAGAGGAGAGACGGAGAGAGAGCGAAAGGGACGAGCCACGGCAGCGAUAAACUGAAGGAGAGGGAGAAGAAGGACAAGAAACUCGAGUAUGAAAGGCUGAGGAUCGGAGAGAGAGAGAAGAGAAGGAACGAGAGAGAGAAGGAGAAGAGGAAAUCGCUCGAGCGGGAGAGGAAAGCGCCGAAUGAGGAGGAGAAGAGGGAGAGGAAGAAGAGCGGCGAAGAGAGAGAGAGGAGGAAGAGCACAGACCGCGAGAAGCGAAGGAGCGAAGAAAAGGAGAGGAGAAGGAGCGAGGAGAGAGAGAGGAGGAGGAGUGAAGAACGGCUGAAAAGGAAGAGCCCGGAGAAAGCGAAGAGAGAAGGAGAGAGGAGGGAGAGGAGCCUCGAUAAAGAAUAUGCGAGGCUGUCGCUCUCCCCCGAAAAGAGAUUAAGCAGCAGCAGCGGAAGCGGCAGAAUGGUCCAGCAGAGCGGCACCAGCGGCGGCGGCGGCGGCGGCGCAGGAUCGCGCGGCGAGCAGGACGACCCCGAGCGCGCGGAGCUGGAGAGGAGGGAGAGGAUCCAGAGAUACAAGGAUGAAAGGAGGAAGCAGAUCGCGGCGAGGUAUGGCACGGCGGAGUGGUCGUCCUCGGAGGAGAGCGGCACAGGCGAGGAGUCGUCCUACCGCGCCUACAGGAGGAGACGGCGGGGGGGUCGUGACAACAACGACUCCUCCACCAACGACCUGUCUUCUCAGGACGCCAAGAGGCCGCACGAGAACGGGUCUUCCCUGGAGGGUCGUGGCAGCGGAGGUCGUCGCGGCGUGCUGGGCUCCUCGUCGGAGGACGUCGUCGCCGCCGGCGCCUCCGUCAGGACGACGCGGGCCUCGCGCCUCCGCCAGGCCGCGCUCACGUCGCCCAACGCCAACAACAACAACACAAACAGCAAUAAUAACAACAACAGCAGCGGCAACAACAACAACAACAACAGCUUUAACAGCAACAACAACAACAAUGCCAAUCCCGUGCAAGAAAUGAAAGACACAGAGGGCGUGGGAGAACGCGGGCGUGGAGAGGCGCCCCCGGACUUGCCGCCCCCGAAGCGUCCACCAGAUCAGGGCGAUGCGCGCGCGGGCGUGGGCGUGGGCGGCGACUCCGCGGACUCGACCCUGAGCGGGAGCGACGGGCGGAGUGGGCGGGCGAGGCGUGCGGGCGGCGAGGAGAGAGACAAAUCGCACAAACGCAAGUCCAAUCUCAACCGCUCGACCACCGAGGAAGCGACGGCGGACCCCUUCCCGCUCACGCACCCCAGCGACUCCAAUGGUGAGUACGCGAGCGGUCUGGUCCGAGGGCGUGGCUAG
Penaeus indicus is the source of this 1449-nucleotide messenger RNA. RefSeq names its product GATA zinc finger domain-containing protein 16-like. Bases 568 to 1449 code for a protein of 293 amino acids. The record is from RefSeq and is a predicted model, not a curated record. The transcript has 7 exons. NCBI's taxonomy places the organism in Eukaryota, Metazoa, Arthropoda, Malacostraca, Decapoda, Penaeidae.